Messenger RNA from Penaeus monodon (black tiger shrimp), 2327 nucleotides. Its product is annotated as peroxisomal N(1)-acetyl-spermine/spermidine oxidase-like. Lineage: Eukaryota; Metazoa; Arthropoda; Malacostraca; Decapoda; Penaeidae. The transcript is spliced from 12 exons. The record is from RefSeq and is a predicted model, not a curated record. Gene Ontology annotation, molecular function: oxidoreductase activity. The coding region runs from base 29 to 1585 and encodes 518 amino acids.
UUGUCUUAAGAAUCGUCGAUCUUGCAAGAUGUUUUUUCUCACUUGGUUCUACGUCGCAGUUGUUGUCUUGGGUGCCCUGUGCGAUGGAGCCCCUCAGAUUCGCGGAGAAGCAGCCUUCUACUACAGCCCUUGGAUCAAGCAGAGCCCGCGGCCAGAGACGCACCCGUGCGACGAACUGCGGGGCGAGAGGGAGUCAUGGUACGCCCAGGCCAAGCGCGUGGGCGUCGUGAUCGUGGGCGGGGGCGCUGCCGGGCUGGCCGCCGCAAAGACCCUGGCGGACAGCGGCUACAGCGACUACGUCCUCCUGGAGGCGCAGGGGCACCUGGGGGGCCGCGUGUACACCGUCAGGGAAGGCUCUAUCACGGUCGAAGAGGGUGCUGAGUGGAUUCAUGGAGGCUGGCGGAACCCCUUAUACCGCAUUGCACGUGAGAUCGAGGCCGUGGAUCCUCUUUUGCCAGAUGAUGCCUUUGAGUGGCGUAUAGUGACCCAGGAUGGUGCUCCAGUCAACAAAUCCUAUGGUGACAUUUUGGAGGAACUGAGGGAUAUCUGCGAAAGGUCGGACUUUGGACUCCUGCCUUACUAUGACCUCCCUUACGGCUUGUGUUAUUUGAACAGAUUUAGCCAAGAAUAUCCCCCAGAGAAGGAUGCCGGCAUAAGGAGAGGCUUACUUCACUUCCUGGAACAGACCGCGAAUGGCGAGGAGGGCACCGAGGGCUGGCUGGACAUCGGCUCCCGCGAGAAGGACAAGUACCCGGAUUUCGGUCCCGAUCACCAGUGGAAGAAGGGCUUCGAUACGAUCGUCGGCUACUAUAAUGCAAGCCUCCAAGCCACCAACGUCAGGCUCAGUAGCCCGGUGUGUCGUAUCCUGUGGGACGAGGAGGAUGACCGGGUCCUUGUGGUGACGAGGAAGGGCGACUCCUACCUCGCCGCCCACGCCCUCGUCACCUUCUCCUUCGGCCACCUGAAGGAGAGGCACGCCAAGAUCUUCGAGCCGUCGCUGCCAGAGUCCUUUACGAAGUAUCUUGGGUACGUUGACUUGGGCAUCGCCGACAAGGUCCAGCUCGGUUGGGCGACCCCGUGGUGGGGCGACAGACCUCUCACCCUCGACAUCAUCUGGACCUCCAAGGAUAUUCCUCAGGACAGGCUGUGGCUAUACAACAUCGUGAACAUAGAGAGUCCUCACAGCGCGCCCAACGUCUUGCAAGUGUUCCUCGUGGGAAGGGAUUCCGUCACGAUGGAGAACCUGCCCGAGGAGACGGUCCUGGAGCACAUGAUGUACUUCCUGAAGAGACUCACCCGCACGGAGGUCCCGGAUCCCAUUUUCUUCCACAGAACGACGUGGUACAACAACCCCUGGACGCGCGGGGCCUACGAGACGUACAUCACCCUGUGGGGCGAGCAGCAGGGCAUGGAGAGCCACGACCCGCUGGCCAUCCCCGUCGCGAACUCGAACGGCGUCGAGGUGCUGGCGUGGGCGGGCGAGCACACCCACAGCACCCGCUUCGGGACUGUCGACGGGGCCUUGGCCACUGGCGAGCGGGAGGGCUACAGGAUUCUCGACUUGCUUGAAGAGAACAGACUAUAAGGACGACUUUUUCUCCAUUUUUCUGGUCGUCAUUCUUCUUUCUUUAUAUUGUGUCCCCUCUCUCUUUCUUUCUUUCUUCGGCUUGUUUCUUUUGUCAUUCUUUUCUGAUGGCUUUAGCGACUGCUAUAAAUCCUAUUACUUUCCUUAUUCGUUUUAUUCUUAAUCCAAGAUCUUGCCAUUCUUGAUUUAUGAAGAAGGAACACUGACGGAAGAGGCUGGGCAAUGGGGUCACAGCCAAGGUGUUUAGUGCAGAUUAUAAGUAUGCUUCUUUCUACGUCUACCUCCAUCUCCGUCUCUUUUUUGAGGUUGAUAGAAAGAGAAAGUGAAAAGGGAAAUUACGAGAGAAAGGGAAAUCAGUGCUGCCAUUUUGUAGGUAAAUUAAACUUUUGUUCUGUGGUAAAGAAGCCAAAUUGUUGAAUGUAGAGACGAUGAGUGCUAGAAAAAUAUGAGUUAGAAUAAAGUAAAUACUUCUAGGGAUGGAUUACAACCAUAAUAAAAACAAAACAUAAGCAGCGGAAAUCGAAAUAAAUAUCUAUAAAGACUUGUUGGACGUGAGGAUUUAGCCGAGCAGUCAGUAGGAAAAGUAUAGCAAUGCGCAUCCUAUUUUUGUUUGUAUUGUUCUGUACUUAAAGGUACAAGUAAUUAGAAAACAUAGAUGUUCACGUAAUGUCAGCACUUAAUAUGAAUGCAGAAAAGGGCACAUUUCACAUACAUCUAUCUUUUUGCCGUCCGCGCCGUACAC